AUGAAUUGCUCUGGGCCCAUUAUCCGUCUCAGAUGGUCACAAAAACACCAAGCACAUCCUGAUAACAGAGUCCAAAAGAGAACAAAGCAAAGUCUACAGCCAUCGACGACCAGACACUCUGCCAUUCCAGAUCAGUCGGAAGUCGCUCCCCAGGACUUUUCGUUGCCGGCAGUGUUUAACACUUCGGAGGGCGAUGGAAACUUUACAUUUUCGCCUAGCUACGGCGAUGAUGGGUGGAUCGACGAAGCGUUUGGAGGCAUGAUGCCGGAACUCAUGUCAUUUGGUCUCAUACGAAAUCCUACCACGACAUCAAUCCAAACGCCCGAACUUCUGCGAAUGGUAGACGAAUGCAGUCCAAAGGGAUCAUCGCAACACCAGGACGAGAUCUUAGCAACACCCAUGGCAACUUUACCACUUGAUACGAAUCGACCGCAAACCGUCUCAUCUCAAUCGGUGCAGGUCGUGGAGACGCCUCACCCUUACACUUCAACAAUUGUCGAUCGACCUUUUAACGAUUACAGCACCAUUCUCGUCGAAUACUACUUCAAAGACACCGCCGCUAUACUCGCCCUAUACGACAGCGAGAUGAACCCAUUCCGUUCAACCGUAUCUCGCGCAUGGGCAUCCUCCGAGCUUAUAUACUGCACACUGCAGAGUAUGGCCGCCUCAUUUCUCUCCAAUAUCUAUCCUCAGUUGCUAAAUACGGGACUGUACUUUCGCCAAAGGGCAAUUCGACUUCUCGAUGACCUUGACGAUUCUGCAAUCCAUGAACAGGCGCUGAUUGCAUUGUUCAUGAUCGGUGGAACAGCUAGUUGGUUUGACGUCAACGACACGGGCUUCGAGUAUUUUCCCCGGCUUAAGAAACAUGUACAGAGUCUCAAGACUUCUGGUCGCAUGUCGCCGACGGGGCAUAGCCAAGCCUUUUUCGAGAAUACGUUGGCGUGCUGGGAAAUGUUCUUGGCCUUUGUGGUGGAUGAAGAUGAGAACGAAGGUUUCGACUCGCCGCAUCUACCGCUAUUACCGGCAGAUCCGGAUCCAGAACCUGGAUCGAUCUUCCCUGUGGUCCAGAUACCCCAUCCUGUAACAGGAGUCGCUCACGAGAUCCAUACAACUCUCGCACGGGUCGGUCGAUUGGUCCGAAGAAAUCGUCGUCGUGCCAUGUCCAAACAGUUCCUCACACGAGAGAGUAUCUUGGAAGCGCAUCGCGAAGUUGAUGAAGCAGCGGAAUUGGAGAUGUUUCUCACUAACCUUCAAGUUCCGUUAGAGUCCGCCAUAGUGCAAACGGGUGACUCACAAACACCGACCUGGCAUCUCACAGCCUUAGCAGAAGUAUAUCGCUUUGUUGGCCUUAUUCAGCUGUAUCACGUAUUUCCUGAUACUCUUGUAUCGAGGAUGAACCUGCAGAACUCACAUGCUGGGUGUGAAACCGUUCCGGUAUCUGCGCAUGAAGCGGAGGAGAGAUUGAGACAGUUCACGCUCAAGGCCGUCGAGAUCCUUCGCUCAAUACCUGCUGAGUCCGGGACUAAGGACUUUCAUCCAUUCCUGAUCGUCGCAGUCUGCAGUGCACUUACAAUUCCUGUAGUCGAAAUGUCGGCUUCUCCCCAGAGCAUGUCGGGUUUGGGGAACUCGUUGGCUCUAGUGGCGGCUGAUGUUCAUCGGGCCAGGGGAUUUUUGAGAGGUCGACUACAACUGCUUUUGCAUUCUCUCCCCAAGAACCCAAUUCAGCGUUGUAUUGACAUUGUUGAAGCUACUUGGGCGGAGACUGAUAAUCGUUCUGGGAGUUCAGGAAGACCUGCAUAUUGGAUGGAUGUGAUGAUGCAGAACAAUUGGGAGACUUUUAUGGCAUGA
This is a messenger RNA of Fusarium subglutinans, 1848 nucleotides long. RefSeq lists its product as uncharacterized. Lineage: Eukaryota; Fungi; Ascomycota; Sordariomycetes; Hypocreales; Nectriaceae. The record is from RefSeq and is a predicted model, not a curated record. Gene Ontology annotation, biological process: positive regulation of transcription by RNA polymerase II. The coding region runs from base 1 to 1848 and encodes 615 amino acids. Gene Ontology annotation, cellular component: nucleus. The transcript has 2 exons. Gene Ontology annotation, molecular function: DNA-binding transcription factor activity; transcription cis-regulatory region binding.